UCGCAAAUGGACAAACAGAUUCUGGUUUUCCCCAAAGCCCGAGGGAGAAUGAGACAAGCUAUUCACACAGAACAAAGCAACACCAAGACCAAAGACCAACCCAAGGCAUAUGUUUUGUUUUCAAGUCCCAGUCCCACCAGCUUCACAGUUCACACCACCCACACGAGCGGCUCUAAAUCCGAGUGCAUCACUCUCUUCUAAUUUCCCAUUUUCUAUAAGACCCCCUCUCUAAGCUCAGAUUUUUGAUGAACUCUCUUUCCUCUCCCUCUUUCUCAUUUCAGAUUUGUUGCUCAUCAUAUCUUCCAUCUCUCGCUUCCUUCUCUGCCAAAACAAAAUCCAUUUUUCUCUAAGCUCUUUUUGUGGUUCACUCUAGCCAACAAGUCUUGACAGAAAAACCAACACCCCCUUGUUAAUUGUUGCCAUUGCACCUGUAGUGUCGGCAAAUACCCAGUUUAGUUAGUUUCUUGCUGCUUGUUGAGAUAUUGUUUCUUUUUUUUUGGGGUUUGGUUUUUCUGGUGUGAGUGCGUGUGUCAAUUAAUGGGUCCUCAACAACAUCACCAGAUGAGGACUGACUCUAGUUAUCGUCCAGAUUUGAAUUUUUUUCCAUCACAACUGUGUCUCUCAAAAACCACCUUUGGAGUCGUGGCUAAUUCGGAAAUGGGUUACGGUGUUCAUGACAGAAAGAGCGCCUUGUCUCUGAAUCUUGUUGGAGAUGAAUCUGAUCAUGAUGUUGUUAUACAGAGCGCUGCUGGCGAAACUAAACUUUGUGUUAGAGGCCAUUGGAGGCCAGCUGAAGACUCUAAACUCAAAGAACUUGUGGCCCAGUUCGGUCCUCAAAACUGGAACUUGAUUGCUGAGCAUCUUGAUGGCAGAUCAGGGAAAAGUUGCAGACUGAGGUGGUUUAACCAGCUAGAUCCAAGGAUCAACAGAAUGGCUUUCAGUGAGGAAGAAGAAGAGAGGCUUUUAUCUGCUCAUAGACUUUAUGGCAACAAAUGGGCCAUGAUUGCGAGGCUCUUCCCUGGAAGGACUGAUAAUGCUGUCAAGAACCAUUGGCAUGUCAUCAUGGCUAGAAUUCACAGAGAGCAAUCCAACGUUUACAAGAGAAGAAAGCCCUCUUCUAAUUCUCAGGCUGUUAUUAUUCCUCAACAUGAUCAUGAUCAUGGUCAAGAAGAUGGGGCUAAGAACAAUGCCUCUAGUGAUCGUUCAACAAUCUCAAUCAACACCAGUAAUGAUGAAUCUGGCUCAGCAGCCUCUGCCUCAACAUGUACUAAUCUCUCCCUCACUCCCUCAAACAGACCACUUCUUCCCAGUUUUUUCAAGAACAUCAAUCCAUUUCAGCAACACAAAACCUUUGGAUCACAAAUGGUUGCAGGCGCUGGCAGGAUCGAGGGCAAUGAGAAUGGUCAGUUAUCAGACUCGAACUCAGAAACUUCAGGAGAUGAAUCAGUACUCACCACCUAUAGGACCAACAGCAAUAAUGUUUCUUCCAUGUCCAGAGAAGCUCAAAGUGACAAGAUCAGCGUGAUGCCAUUCAUUGAUUUCCUAGGAGUAGGCUCUACUUAAAACAGAGAGAUUUGGCAAGUGUGCAAGAAAGAGCUUAAUUAAACCAAAUAGGACACCACCAUGGUUUUUGUAUGAUGCAGAAAAAGUGGGGUGGGCAUCUCUACAGAGUCUUGGAUGUACAGUUGGUUCCAUUAAAAAGCAAAAGGAGAAGAAAUCUAGUAGUAAUAUAGCUAGCUAAGCUACUUAGGUGAUGAAGAAUAGGAGAAAUCUAGCUAGAGAGUAAGAUGGGGGAAAAAUAGUUAUGAGGUUGAAAAUAAUUUUGAAAACCGUUUUUGAAAUUUAGCAGCAACAGAGUCAGUGAUGAGUGUUGUGGUAAAUAGGGCAAAGCAAAAGACAGAGUUGCUUCUCAUAAACUACUACUGUAUCAGUAUGCACUUGAAUCAAAUGAAUGAAGGGAACGUGCCCAUAUUUCUUGA
Messenger RNA from Rosa chinensis, 1979 nucleotides. RefSeq names its product transcription factor MYB54. Gene Ontology annotation, molecular function: RNA polymerase II cis-regulatory region sequence-specific DNA binding; DNA-binding transcription factor activity, RNA polymerase II-specific. Gene Ontology annotation, biological process: regulation of DNA-templated transcription. The transcript is spliced from 3 exons. Gene Ontology annotation, cellular component: nucleus. NCBI's taxonomy places the organism in Eukaryota, Viridiplantae, Streptophyta, Magnoliopsida, Rosales, Rosaceae. The record is from RefSeq and is a predicted model, not a curated record. Bases 538 to 1563 code for a protein of 341 amino acids.